Aaosphaeria arxii CBS 175.79 is the source of this 1599-nucleotide messenger RNA. RefSeq lists its product as uncharacterized. The record is from RefSeq and is a predicted model, not a curated record. The transcript is spliced from 2 exons. Lineage: Eukaryota; Fungi; Ascomycota; Dothideomycetes; Pleosporales. The coding region runs from base 112 to 1152 and encodes 346 amino acids.
UGACGUACUUCCGCCCUACCAUUGCCAUUCAAUUUCACGAUAUCAGCCGCGCAAGGCUGCGGUGGUUACUUUGAGGAGAAGCACCGCAACAACACAACAUGAUCCACGACAAUGCCGUCAUUACCCACGGUAGAUGAUCGUUGGCUUUGGCUCGGUCUAGGAGUCUUCACCUUCGCAGCAGUCCACGCCGUAUCCCACUGCCUCUCCACCAUCGUGACCCUAACCGAAGUCACGCGCCCCUCCUACCUUAAACCCACGAUCCCACCGCCCCGACGAUCCCGCCCCGUGAAGGAAGACGCAAUCAGUACGACCUCGCUGCAGAUCCUCGCGACCUGCGACAACGUCGACAUCCGCAAGUCCGCCACGAAGAUCCUAUGCGAGCGCUUCGCAGCCGGCCAGGGCUCCGAGAGGCGACUGCGCCGGGACCUGUGCAGCCUGAAUCCCCUCGUAAAGAGGAGGGCGAAACUCGCGAUCAAGCUGCUGAGGCAGCAUAGAGUGACGGACGUAGGUGGACUCAAUAUCGAGCCUCCGCCGGUGCGACUGCCGCCGGUGCCACCACCACGUUUCCUGGUGUUGCCGACUGGAACCAUCACGAUGACGCUUAAUGGGGCUACCUGGACGAUCGGGAGACAGAGUGCGCAUAGGGAGCCUAGGGUGCCUUGGUCGACCCGCAUGCAACAACGUCACAGAGGCCAGGACGCUACGCAGCAAGAACGCGCGCUGAGGCGCCGCAGGAGAGAGGCGAUGGUGAUCAACGAGGGGGACCGUCCCGUUUCGCAGGGGGACGUGUGGAUGCGCGACGAUGCCGGGCUGAUGCGUAGGGAGGGCGUGCAAAGGCGGCUCACGUUGCCUGCUGUGAAUUCGCGGGGGCGAAUUACCUCGAAUUGGUCUACCGCGAGGGUGCGUCGUGCGGCGGAUCGUGCGGCGAAUCGUAUAGUGGAUCGUCGUGCGGCCGAUCGUACAGCGGAUCGUACAGCGGAUCGUACAGCGGAGCGUCGUGCGGCGAAUCGACGUACACUGCGUCGUAGACCGCGUAGAGAGGCAGCUGAGACGGAAGUGACCGCCAACUCGGGAUUGUUGCCGAGCGAGAUAAUGCGCCAGCGAGAGAGGGAGGAUACUCCCUCGCCUGAGUCCUCUACUCCUAAUGUCUGAGAUCCCUGUAUCACCGCUCGUAAUCACGAGACAGAAUCAACACUUCGUAAUAAGAAAGCGAGAAACACGAAUCUACACAGGUCUAAAGGGCGGUCAUCACAAGGAAUUGUAACCUCACCCGCCUACUCCGAAACCAGAUAUGCCAUCAACUCGAGUAGAGCCAUUAGUCCUCUCCCUUAUCUCUUAAGGAGACACAGAUAAUGAAUUACGAAACACGAAAUCACAAGAGAACACACCAUUCACUCAAUCCACUCCCCCGUAGAGAGAAGGUAGGACCAGUACAGUCCAACGAAAACAAAGCGAAGGGCAUUGGACGAGCAAGGUUUCAAGCCCCCCUUUCUCAGGAGAUUAUAAACACUAGCAAAGAAACCUAAACCUCUAUUGUAAUAUUCACGAUAUCGAAUCAGCGGAAUGAAACGAACGAAUCAUUUAUCAUUUCAAACACAG